CCGCCCCCCCAGUGCGACUAUCGUCCUUCCCUUCGCGGCGCUCAGUGACAUUGAACGCACACGCGCCACCGCCGCCCCUGGGGCCCAGUGCUGGUCGGCGGAGUAGGCGGCCAUGGGGAGCCUCCGCGGCCUGCGCCUGGCGGCUGGAAAUUAUUUUAGGUUAUGUGAAAGAGAUGCUUCCUCAUUUCUAAGGCCUACCAGAAACUCUGAUUCAAAGAGAAUAAAUGGAUUUUGCACCAAACCACAAGAAAGUCCAAAAGCUCCAACCCACACUUACAGCCACAGGGUGCCAUUACAUAAACCUACGGAUUGGGAGAAGAAGAUACUUAUAUGGUCAGGUCGCUUCAAAAAGGAAGAUGAAAUCCCAGAGACUAUCUCGUUUGAGAUGCUUGAUGCUGCAAAGAACAAGAUCCGGGUGAAGAUCAGCUAUGUGAUGAUUGCUUUGACAGUGGCAGGAUGCAUCUUGAUGAUUAUUGAGGGCAAGAAGGCUGCCAAAAGAAACGAGUCUUUAGCAAGCAUGAACUUAGAAAAGAAAGCUCGUCUGAGAGAGGAAGCUGCUGUGAAGGCCAAAACAGAGUAGCAGACAUACCCAUGUUGGCUGAUUUUGAAAAUCCAGAAAGUGUUGCAGCAACAAGCAUCUAUAACAAAGAAUGUGGUAUGAGUUUCCCUAUGUCUGCUCUAGAGCUACAAAUAAAUUUUCUUAAAGAAA
Messenger RNA from Camelus dromedarius (Arabian camel), 709 nucleotides. RefSeq names its product family with sequence similarity 162 member A (gene FAM162A). The coding region runs from base 113 to 580 and encodes 155 amino acids. The transcript has 5 exons. Gene Ontology annotation, cellular component: mitochondrion. NCBI's taxonomy places the organism in Eukaryota, Metazoa, Chordata, Mammalia, Artiodactyla, Camelidae. Gene Ontology annotation, biological process: positive regulation of release of cytochrome c from mitochondria; neuron apoptotic process; cellular response to hypoxia. The record is from RefSeq and is a predicted model, not a curated record.